Molecule: messenger RNA, 1889 nt
Organism: Rubroshorea leprosula
Lineage: Eukaryota; Viridiplantae; Streptophyta; Magnoliopsida; Malvales; Dipterocarpaceae
Source: the annotation of a GenBank genome assembly
AGUUUGUUGUCCGCACUGUCCCGAUCUACCUGUCAAGCUCGUGAGUCGUGACAGACAAACCUUCAAAAAUAUCCCGCUCUCUAUUAUUACUCUCCCUCUCUCUCUUCCCCCAUAAAUCCAUUCUCCUCUCAUUUCUGCAAGAAACCAGACACCCCCCCGAUCUUGCCGAUUCAUCAUGAGGGAGAUUCUUCACGUCCAAGGAGGCCAAUGCGGCAACCAAAUCGGCUCAAAGUUUUGGGAGGUCAUCUGCGAUGAGCACGGCGUUGAUCCUUCCGGAAGGUACCAUGGAGACGGAUCCUCCGAUCUUCAACUGGAGCGCAUCAAUGUGUAUUACAAUGAGGCCUCUGGUGGCAGGUACGUGCCUCGGGCUGUUCUUAUGGAUCUUGAACCUGGUACCAUGGAUAGUAUCAGAUCCGGUCCCUAUGGCCAGAUCUUCAGGCCCGAUAACUUCGUGUUCGGGCAGUCUGGUGCUGGAAACAACUGGGCCAAAGGUCAUUACACUGAGGGAGCGGAGCUGAUCGACGCUGUUCUUGAUGUUGUUCGCAAGGAGGCGGAGAAUUGUGAUUGCCUGCAAGGCUUUCAAGUAUGCCACUCACUUGGAGGAGGCACAGGCUCCGGUAUGGGAACUCUUCUGAUAUCAAAGAUCAGAGAGGAAUACCCAGACAGGAUGUUGAUGACAUUCUCCGUCUUCCCUUCACCAAAGGUUUCUGACACAGUUGUGGAGCCUUAUAAUGCCACUCUCUCUGUGCACCAAUUGGUUGAGAAUGCUGACGAGUGUAUGGUUCUUGACAAUGAAGCACUUUAUGACAUUUGCUUCCGGACUCUAAAACUCAGUACUCCAAGCUUUGGAGACUUGAAUCACUUGAUUUCUGCAACCAUGAGCGGUGUGACAUGCUGCUUGAGGUUCCCUGGUCAGCUGAACUCUGACCUACGAAAGUUGGCUGUGAACCUGAUCCCAUUUCCCCGUCUUCACUUCUUCAUGGUGGGAUUUGCCCCCCUGACCUCUCAUGGCUCCCAGCAGUACAUCUCCCUCACUGUCCCAGAGCUAACUCAGCAGAUGUGGGAUGCCAAGAAUAUGAUGUGUGCUGCUGAUCCUCGUCAUGGUCGCUACCUCACAGCCUCUGCUAUGUUCCGGGGAAAGAUGAGCACCAAGGAGGUGGAUGAGCAGAUGAUCAAUGUGCAGAACAAGAAUUCAUCUUACUUUGUGGAAUGGAUUCCUAAUAAUGUGAAGUCCAGCGUUUGUGAUAUUCCACCAAGGGGUCUGAAGAUGGCAUCCACUUUUGUGGGUAAUUCUACAUCAAUUCAGGAAAUGUUCAGGAGGGUGAGCGAGCAGUUCACGGCUAUGUUCCGCCGUAAGGCCUUCUUGCACUGGUAUACUGGCGAAGGGAUGGAUGAGAUGGAAUUCACAGAGGCAGAAAGCAACAUGAAUGACCUGGUGGCAGAAUACCAGCAAUAUCAAGACGCGACUGCAGAGGAUGAAGCCGAGUUUGAGGAGGGCGUCGAGGAGAGCUAUGAUUGAUCCCUAAGAUGAUUGUGGGCAAUAUCACCAAACUGGGAUGGAUUUGAUUGGACCAACUUGACCUCUCCCAUCUACUACUUUAUGAUUUCCAUUGCCAGUGUUGUUUCCAUUGUUGUGGACUUAUUUUUAAUGUGUUGUUCAAUCAUUUACAUAUCUGCAAAAUAAUCUUGGUCGCACUCUGUUGCUCUCGAGAAUUUAACAUGUAUUCAAAUAUUUUCUUACUGGAUGGGAGCAUGGGUGUUACUAGUAGAAUGGAUGCGAAAAUGGUAAAAUGUUUGCAGCAUUUUUGGUUCAUCAUUACCUUGUACUUCUACUCCCGAGCUCCCGAACUUUGUUCAUUAAGCUCAUGUAAAAAAUGAUAUUAAUAUUU